Messenger RNA from Liolophura sinensis, 774 nucleotides. RefSeq lists its product as uncharacterized. The transcript has a single exon. The record is from RefSeq and is a predicted model, not a curated record. Bases 1 to 774 code for a protein of 257 amino acids. NCBI's taxonomy places the organism in Eukaryota, Metazoa, Mollusca, Polyplacophora, Chitonida, Chitonidae.
AUGAAAUUACAACACAGUAUACCAGGACUGGAAUAUCAUGCAGAAGACACCAAACAUGACACUCCACCUAGUCACAGUAUAUCGACACGGGGUCGGACAUUGGCAUAUCAUGCUAAAGAUACCAAUCAUUACAUUCCACCUGGCCACAGUACGCUGACAAUGGGCCGGACACUGGAAUAUCAUGCUGAAGACACCAAUCAUAACACUCAGUCUCGUCACAGUUUACUGGCACCGGGCCAGACACCCAAAUACCAUGGUGAAGGCACCAAUCAUAUCAACCCACCUAGUCCCAGUAUACUGGCACCAGGCCAGACACCCAAAUACUAUGGUGAAGGCACCAAUCAUGUCAACCCACCUUGUCACAGUAUACUGGCACCAGGCCAGACACCCAUAUACCAUGGUGAAGGCACCAAUCAUAUCAACCCAACUAGUCACAGUAUACUGGCACCAGGCCAGACACCCAUAUACCAUGGUGAAGGCACCAAUCAUGUCAACCCACCUUGUCACAGUAUACUGGCACCAGGCCAGACACCCAUAUACCAUGGUGAAGGCACCAAUCAUAUCAACCCACCUAGUCACAGUAUACUGGCACCUGGCCAGACACCCAAAUACCAUGGUGAGGGCACCAAUCAUAUCAACCCACCUAGUCACAGUGCACUAACACCAGGCCAGGUACGGGAAUAUCAUGCUGAAGACACCGAGCAUAACACCCAAUUUAGUCACAGUAUACUGAUACCAGACCAGACCAUACACUGGAAUGCCAUGCAGUCAUAA